CUAAUCCGUCUGUUAGGAACAGUGAGCUGUGUGUGUGUUUACAGGAGCAGCACCCCUCACAUGGCUGCAGGAGUCCGGAGCUGUGCGUAAAGAGAGAGAGGAGAGGAGAGGAGAGGAGCGGGUCCUGAAUAGACGCUCCGUCCGUCCGGCUUCAGUCCCGUUAGAUGACACAAACGCGCUUCAUCCCAUGUUGUUCACCGGGAAGCUGCCGAAGGAAAACCCGACUUCAGUACAACAAAUAAGGAUGCAGCUAUUGACUUGUGCUUGAGAAGAGACGGAGCUGAAGCACCCCGUGAGCACUUAUCGAUGUUAUCCUCAGCGGUGCAUAUAUUAUAGUCAUUUAUCUUGGACAGGAGAGGCCGAGCAAGGUGUCAGGAAUGCCCCCUGUCCUCCUGCUAGCUGGGUUGAUUCUGGCUCUGUCCAUCCCUGGCAGAACGUCGGAGUCAGCCACGCUGCGGUUUCUCGGGCAGACUGACUUUGUUGUCCACGAGAGCAGCGGAGCUGUGAUCCGGCUGGUCGUGGAGAGAGUGGGAGACCCGGUCAAUGUGACAGGUUUGGUUGUGCUAGAGGGAGUCAACACAGAGGACUUUGAAGCCAUUAAUGCUGUAGCCUUCCUGCUGUCCACUGAGUCCAGUAAGACCAUCUUCAUUGGUGUGAAAGAUGACGACUUGCCUGAAGCCGAUGAGACAUUCACCUUCAACCUUGUACUAGGGAGCUCCUCUAAUGGCGUGACAAUAGGAACACCAAACAAGGCAACCAUCACCAUCCUGUCCAAUGACAAUGCCUUUGGAAUAAUUGCCUUCAACUCGACUGAAGAGAUCAUAGUCGAUGAGUCAAGAGGGAGGAACCAGUUGGUGCCUUUCACCCUAAUCAGAGAAAAGGGGACAUUUGGGACUGUGACUGUGAACUUUGAGAUCUCGGAUGGACCUAACCCUGCCAUUGAGGACCUCAGUCCGGACAGAGGAAACAUCACUAUUUCUGUAGGACAAGCUGUAGUGCACUUCAGUAUCAUCAUCCGGGAUGACCAGAUCCCAGAAGAUGAUGAGGUGUUUUCAGUCAGGCUAACGGGUGUGGCAGGUGGAGCCCUCCUCAGGCCCAACGCCAGCAGUGUCCAGCUGAGAAUCCGGCGUAAUGACAGCCCACUGCGGUUCUCCCACUCUAUCAUGGCGGUACCAGAGUCUGCUGGAGUCAUUGUCCUCAAUGUGACCCGCGGUCGGUUGACUGAGGAUGGGCCACUCAUCGGCUCUGUUGACACUGAGGUCUCUGUAGAUUACAUGGUGGUGAGUGGUGAAGGACUGGGAAGCGCCACACCAGCUGUGGAUUUCAUCGACCUACAGCCAAGGAGAACAGUUAUAUUCCCUCCAUUUGUCUACAAGAGCAGCCUGAUGUUCAAGAUCAGUGAUGAUGACGUGCCAGAAAUCGCAGAAUCCUUCCAUCUGGUCUUGCUGGAGGAGACCAUCACAGGAGACGCUGUCCUCGUGUCACCCAAUUCUGUGCUAGUGACCAUCGAGCCCAAUGAUAAGCCUCAUGGCGUCCUGUCAAUCAGCAGCAGCGCAGUCAUCCAGCCAAUUACCAUCAAUGAAGACAUGACACAGAGAUUUGAAGGAAUCAUUAUUGUAAGAAAUGGAGGCAGCUAUGGUGCUGUGUCUGCCAACUGGUCCAUCAGUAGGAACUCCAGUGACGGCUCCCCAGUGUCUGAUGAUUUGAUUCCUGAAGAGGGAACAGUGAGAUUUGCCGCCGGUCAGGUGACGGCUGUGAUUCCAAUAAACAUUGUGGAUGAUGACGUACCUGAAGAAGCAGAGGCGUUUCUUCUCAAGCUGCUGCCUGAUACUGUAACUGGAGAUGCAGAAGUGGACGAACCCAUGGAGAUUGUGUUCUACAUCCAAGACAGUGACGACGUCUAUGGGCUUUUUCGGUUUGACCCGACAAAAGAGCAAAGCAUCCAGAGUCAACCUGAGAGCCGUUUCCUGUCACUACAUUUCCUGCGAGACGGUGGUACACUAGGUGAUGUGUCUAUGACCCUCACCGCCCUCUAUAUUCCUGCAGGCCCAAUAGACCCAGCACUGGCCCGUGACCAAGUUCUAAAUGUUAGCAGAUCGGUGAAUGUAGUGUUUUCCAGUGAGCGGAUGGUACAUGUCAUACUGCCAAUCAGGAAUGAUGCCUUUCUGCAGAAUGGAGCUCACUUCUUAAUACAGCUGAAUACACUGGAGCUGGUUGACGUCAACCUUCCAAUUACUUCAAACAGCCCAAGGUUUGGGGGACCUCUCAACCUGACCUUGACCGUCACCCCUGACAUUGCUAAUGGAGAAAUCGGCUUUACGAGCAACACCACAGUGGUGGUUUAUGAACCAGAGCACAGCAAUUCCAGCACAGUAAGCCUCCCUCUGCGGCGUGACGGGACAGACGGUCAGGCGGUAGUGUUCUGGAGUCUUCAGCCAACUGGAGCCAAUCAUGAGGAUAUAACUGCUGAAGACCUGGAACCUCUAAGUGGCUCUGUGGUCUUCCUCUCGGGGCAGAGUGAUGCGUCCAUCAACUUCACUAUCAUGGCUGACGAUAUUCCGGAAGUCAACGAGACCUUACUGCUCACUCUGGACAGGAGUAAUGUUGAGAAUCAGAUCCUGAAAGCUGGCUUCACCAGCAGAGAGAUUGUCAUCAUGGAAAACGAUGAUCCCGGGGGAGUUUUUGAGUUCUCCCCAUCCUCCAGAGGUCCAUAUGUCAUCAAUGAGGGGGAAACUGUGGCGCUGCAAGUGGUCAGAGCCCAGGGACAGCUGCUGAAACAGCUGGUGCGAUAUGCUGUCAUGCCUUCAGGCAUCACUGAAUUCGUUGGUGCCGAGGGCGUCCUGGAGUUUAAACCAGGGGAGAGAGAGGUCGGGGCUGCACUGUUGGCAUUGCGUGAUGGGGUGCCUGAGCUGGACGAGACUUUCUCCGUGGUACUAAGUAGCCACAGCACUCCACCCAGUCGCCUAGGCAACCACAGGCAGGUCAACAUCACAGUGAGGAAAAACGAUGACCCCUUUGGCGUCAUCGAGUUCAUCCGAUCAGGACUGACGGUGGCCAUCAAUGAGAGCAAAGGAGACAAGAUACACCAGGCGGUGUACCCUGUAGUGAGAAACAGAGGUCACUUCGGAGAAGUGUCAGUUUCCUGGGUUUUAGAUCCAGACAUGUCCGGAGACGUCAGCCCCAUCCAGGGAAAUAUCACCUUCAGGGAAGGGGAGUACCUCAAAAAUCUCACUCUCUUCUCUCUACCCGAUGAGAUCCCAGAGGACAUGGAGAAUUUCACCAUCACAGUGUUAAAUGCUACAGGUGGUGCAAGACUGGGAGACAUACUCAAUGCCAGUUUACAGAUUAAUAAGAAUGAUGAUCCUAUUUACUUUUCUGAACCUGUGGUCGUGCGUGUCCAGGAAGGGGCCGUUGCCAACUUCACCGUUCUGAGAGCAGGACAGGCAGACUUUGUUGCUACGGUGAUGUACCGCGUGGAGUACGGUGAUGCAUCUCCAGGAGACCUCACCAUCCUGAGUAAUGACACGUUGCUGGUGUAUGACGUGGGUGAGUGGAUGAAGAACAUCUCUGUGGCUGUGGAAGACGACAACAUACCGGAGACUGAUGAGCCCUUUUACAUCGUUCUCUACAAUGCAACUGGUGAUGCUGUUCCGUAUGGAGCUGACACAGCUACUGUCGUGAUUGAGGCCAACGAUGAUGCCAAUGGGAUUUUCUCCCUGGAAGCUGUAGAGAAACCUGUUGAAGAGGGCAAGACCAAUGAUUUUUAUGUCUUACGUUCGAGGGGCCAUUUUGGUAACGUUACAGUCUUCUGGCAGCUGUUUGCCAAUGACUCAGUGACUCCUCUGGAGGAAAACCAGGAGUUUACCAACACAUCUGGCUCCAUCACCUUCACUACAGGGGAAGAGACCAAGCCUAUUGUCCUGGAGGCCAUCUCAGAUAAGCUUCCAGAGUUCAAUGAGUUCUUUGUCCUCAGGCUGGUUAAUAUCUCAGGUGGUUACCCAGGGGAGGGUGGACGACUAGCCGAGACUUCUCUUAAUGCUUCGGUUCUCAUCCCUUUCAACGACGACCCAUUUGGUGUCUUUGCCAUUGCUGACAGCAACCUGGACCAAGAAGUAGCUGAAGAUGUACUCUCAGAGGAUGAUAUGGCUGAUGUCACUUCCUUUACCAUCCUGCGACAGCAGGGUACUUUCGGUGAUGUGCGCGUUGCCUGGGAGAUUGUUUCUGGCCACUUCCCAGAGGGCCUUCCUCUGAUGGAUGACCUGCUCCUUCUAGCCUCCUUCCCAGAUGAGGUUGAGCUCAGGCCCCAUGCCAGGCGACACCACUCAGCCACAGACACGUGGUUUUUCUCAGGGCUUCCAGGAGCUUAUGGGACCAUCUCUCCUGAAGAUGGGCCUGCUGAUGUUGGCAACUUCACCUUCUCUGCAUGGCUAGUGCCCAGACCAGACACUGACGGCUUCAUAGUCUGCAAAGGAACCAGGAAUGGGACCUUGUAUUACGGAGUGAAAGUCCACACCAAUGAGUCUCACGUCACGGUGAUGCUGUACUAUACAGUAACCGGAUCAAACAACACACAGGUGGCCCGAGCCACCGCUGAGAAAUUUGUAGAGGAUAACAGGUGGUUACAUGUCAUCAUUACUGUUGAUGAUGGGAUUAUUGAGUUCUUCCUGGAUGGGAACCCUAUUCCUGGAGGAGUGAAGAGCAUCAAAGGAGAGGGCAUCAUGGAUGGACCUGGGUCAGUGUUUAUUGGAUCUGAUCCUGAGGGCGAGCAGCGGUACACGGGUCUCCUCCAGGAUGUGCGUUUGUACAGGAUUAAGCUGAACCGCAGCCACAUCCACGAGCUUCACGCUCAGCCAGCUAAAAUAGACCUGCGUAACAUCUCAGGUUACCUGCGGUACCGGCAGGACGAGAGGCAGAAGUCGUUUGUGGUGGAGGUCAGGGAUGAUAACGAGGAGGAAGGAGAGGAGGUGUUCUAUCUACAGUUGGUUGCAGUUCGUGGUGGAGCUCGCCUCCCUUUCCCCAGACCCACUGCUAUUUUGCGAGUCAUGAAGAGUGACGGUGCCAACGGGCGUUUUGGAUUCACCGGUGCCUGCAUACCUAAUACCACUGAGGAGGGCUCCACUAUCUCUUGUGUGAUUGAGCGCAUGCUGGGAUCUCUGGACCGCGUUUAUGUCAACUACAAUGUUACCCAGCUGGAUAGCUCAGACAGUGAGACACCAGCCUAUGAGGAUUUUGUUAAUGCCACUGGAGCUGUGCUUUUCAUGCCUGGACAGCGCUCUGAGGUGCUGAACCUGCUGGUGUUGGAUGACAACCUCCCAGAGCUGGCAGAGACUUUUCAGAUCAUGCUGGUGUCAGCAGAGUCCGGUGAUGGGAAGCCAGGCUCCACCCCCACCAGCGGUGCAAGCAUUGACCCAGAUAACUCUGUUAACACUGUCACUGUCACAGCUAGUGACCACCCCUAUGGCCUGCUGCAGUUUCAGCCCAGUCCUCCAGGGGAGGGAUUGAUCUCUCCAGCGUCAGAACCUGCUCACAUAACUGUUGACGAGGAAGAUGGGACUGUCCAACUGAUGGUGGCCAGGGCUCAAGGCCUUUUGGGGAGGGUCAUGGUAGGAUACAGGACAACCCCCUUUACAGCAUCCAGCCCUGAAGACUAUGAGGACUCGGAAGGCGUGCUGGACUUUCUUCCAGGGGAGAGGUUAAAGUUUGUCAGUGUGACCAUCAUAGACAAUCCUGUUCCUGAGCUGGACAAGAUUUUUAGAUUGGAGCUCUAUAACGUUGAUGGAGGAGUGGAUCAGUUUCUACGUAGUGAAGGAAGUGGUAGUGGAGAGAGUGACUCUGACUUCCUCCUUCCAUCCUAUCACCACCAUGCCAGCUUGGGAGUUGCAUCCCAUAUCAGAGUGACCAUCGCUGCUUCUGAUGAUGCCCACGGAGUGUUUCAGUUCAGCCCUGAAUCAUUGUCUGUUAAUGGGACAGAACCUGAGGACGGACACAGCUCUGUGGUCCUGCAGGUGGAUCGGUCCUUUGGCGACCUCUCCAAUGUAACUGUGUAUUGGGAGGUUGAUCCCAGCUCUGAGGGGGAGCUCCUCAGCAGGUUCGGGAACAUCACAUUUGGUGUAGGUCAGACAUCAGAGGACAUAAUCAUCAAUGUUGCCCAGGAUGAGAUCCCUGAAUUGGACCAGCACUUCACUGUGUCCUUGGUUAACGUCUCCCACGGUCGUCUUGGUGUCCAGACAUCUGCUAAUCUGACUGUGCUGGCCAGCGAUGAUCCUUAUGGUUUUUUUGUAUUUGCUAAUGCAACAAAGCCUAUCCGGCUUCCUGAAGCUGACUCAACUGUUUCCCUCACCAUCCUGCGACAGAGAGGACUGAUGGGUCAGGUGCGAGUCACAUAUGGGACACUAAAUGAGGCAGAUCCGGCACCUCACAGGACCCCUGGGGUGGGCCGAGCCACUGAGGAGCAGGAUUUUGUUCCCCUCCUGGAUUCUGUUGUGUUCUUAGCCAAUCAGAGUGAAGCAAACAUCACCCUCCGAGUGCUGGAUGAUGAGGAUCCAGAAAGAGACGAGUCAGUGUUUGUGAAGUUGAUCAGCGUUCAACUCAUCGAAGGAGAGCAGGAGAGGCUCAUUUCCAAUUCCCCUUCUCUGGGACCCAGGACUGACAUCAUAGCUGAGGUGAUAGUGGAGGCCAGCGACGGUGCUUUCGGAGUCCUCCAACUGUCGGCAUCUGCUGUCAGUGUAGCUGAGCACUACGUUGGGCCCAUAAUAAAUGUAACACGUGUUGGUGGGAUUUUCGCGGAUGUAUCUGUCAAGUUCAGAGCAGUGCCCUUGACCGCCAGAGUCAGUGAGGACUACAGCGUAGCCUCCAGUGAUGUGGUGCUCCUAGAAGGAGAGUCAAGUAAAUCUGUGCCCGUCUAUGUCAUCAAUGAUGUCGUCCCUGAGCUUGAGGAGACCUUUCUCAUCGAGCUGAUCAACCAGACCACUGGAGGAGCUCUCCUGGGGGGACUCACACGUGCCAUCAUCACCAUACUGCCUUCAGAUGACCCCUUUGGUGCCUUUGUCUUCCAAGCUGUUCCAGUUACCAUAGAAGAACCAGGAUCUAACUCCAUUGAUGUAACGUUGCCUAUAGUGCGUAAUGCUGGUACUAUUGGCACUGUGGUAAUCCAAUGGCGGGCCACCGUAAAUGGUAAACUAGCCGUGGGGGAUAUCAGACCCAUAUCGGGAGAAGUGACAUUCGCUCCUGGAGAGACCAUGAAGAUGCUCCGAGUUGAGAUUUUAGCUGAUGAUGUACCUGAAAUCACGGAGAUAAUUAAGGUGGAGCUUACUGGUGCCAGUAAUGGAGGAAACCUUGGAGCCGAUACAUCUGUUAACAUAAUAGUGCCUGCCAAUGACAACCCAUAUGGGACGGUCCACUUUCAACAGUCUGUUUACCGAAUUCAGGAGCCACUGGAGGGAGUUUAUAGUGCCAAUAUUAGUGUCCAAAGGAGUGGUGGUCACUUUGGGCGCUUGGAGAUUGUAUACAGCACCUUUGAGAUUGACAUUGUUGGCUUGGCUCUGGAUGAUGGUCAGAACCUGCUAAUAUACUACGACCUUCCAAAACCAGGCAUUCCAUCCACUGCCCCCGUUAGGACGGUUAACAUCACUGGUCAGGGCGACCCCCUGGAUGCAUGUGCUGCUGCUUGUCUGAGAGAGCGUGCCUGUGAGGCCUUCUCUUUAUCAUCAGGGGUGACUCCACCGUCUUGCACUUGGGUGACUUCAGGAGCUGACCAGCUGUCUUCUGAAUCUCAGGUUAUGACUUAUGUAAAAAACGUCACAGCAGCUGCUGUCCUGUUCAGUGCCCAGGCUGUGGCGGGGAGCGAUUACAUCCCUGUGACAACUCAGAGUGCUUUCAUGGACGAUGGGUCAGGGGUUGCCAACCUCUCAGUCCCAAUCUUGACUGAUAAAUUCCCUGAAAUGGAUGAGAGCUUCGCCAUACAGAUCUUAAAGGUAGAGCUGAUGAAUCUGACUGUGGCUGAGAAGCACCUGCCCUCGAUUGGCCAGCCAGACAAAGCAAUGGUCACUAUUGGGAUGAAUGGAGAUGCGUUUGGUGUCUUUUUGAUAUAUAGCCUCAGUCCCAACGCCACGAACGAUGGGCUCCAUCUAGAGGUUCGAGAAGAGCCUACGGUUGUGGUGCCCCUGGUUAUAGAGAGGAGAGGAGGGAAUCUGGGCACUGUCACCGUAGAGUGGAGGUUUGUUGGAGGAGAGGCCACACUAGAUGCUGACUUCACUGCACCUGGGGGGACUCUGGUCUUUGAUGGAGAGCUGAAGAAGACAAUAGAGAUAGUAAUCAGAGAUGAUAAUGAGCCAGAGGAUAACGAGAGCCUCAUGAUCGGUCUUGUUAAUACGGCGGGUGGAAGUCGAAUCCUGCCAAGCUCCGACACUGUAACCAUAGUGAUAUUGGCCAACGAUAAUGUGGCUGGGAUAGUAGGAUUUCAUCCAGCCUCACGUUCUGUCAUCGCCAGAGAAGGUGACAGGUUGUCCUUAUUAGUGUUGAGAACUGCUCCUGGUUUGGGUAAUGUCACUGUGGACUGGACACUAAUAGGACCCCGUGUAGACCAGACCUUCACCCAAACCUCAGGGACACUUUUCUUCACUAAAGGAGAACUAAAUGACACCAUAGUCCUGCAGCUCCAUGAUGAUGCCACACCAGAAGACAAAGAUGAAUACAAAGUUUCCUUGUCCAACAUAAAAACUUUUGGCGUUGCGGUGACAGGCCAUGCUGCUCUCGAUGUUCAGGGCAGUGAGGCAGUGCUUACUGUGGACACCAGCGAUCAGCCCUAUGGGCUGCUGACCAUUGCCCCAUCAUCACUUAGAGUGACCACAGAGGAACGGGACAGAACUAUAAACAUCUACGUCAACAGAGAGUUUGGAGCCUCAGGAGCGGUCAAUAUCACCUAUGAGAUUAUAAAAGGUUCUCUACAAGACCUGUCCCAGGUUGAGGGUGCUCUCGCUGAACCUGGACAAGACUUCAUCUCUGGUGCUGGUUCUGUAAUCCUUCAGGAUGGACAGACUUCUGUUGCCAUUCCUGUCAAGAUACUGGAGGAUGACAUUCCAGAGCUGCAGGAGUUCUUCCUGGUCAACAUAACAUCAGCUGUGCUCAUCACAACCCUCGCCACUGUUCCCCAGCUAGAGGUUGUGUAUUGCACACUGCCAGACACCCAGGGUCUGGUGGCAGAGGUUACCAUUUCUGCUAAUGAUGGAAUCAGAGGAGUCAUUGAAUGGACAAACACCAUGUUUGAAGUGAAUGAAACAAUCGGGACAAUGACUCUCGUGGCCUACAGGAACAAGGGGACGUAUGGAAAUGUCUCCCUUUUGUUCUAUGCUCAGAACCUGGAAGCUCAACAGGGACUGGACUACAAUACCAGUGAAACGAUGCUCCAUUUUGUUGAUGGCGAAAGACACAAGUUUGUAGAAGUACAGAUCAUCGAUGACGCCAUUCCAGAGGGAGCAGAGAGAUUCCAGCUCAUCCUAGCCGAGCCUUCCCCUGGGCUGGAGCUGGGCAAGAAUACCACAGCAACUGUGAAUAUCCUGGCAAGUGAUGAUGGACAUGGCGUCAUUUCCUUUAACACCAGCGAGCAUUUCUUACUGAAGGAGCCCACGUCUGCGUCCGGGCUGACUGAGAGUGUGGCCACCCUCUACGUAGUCCGGAACCCUGAGGAAGGCACAUUUGGCAUGGUAACCGUUCAGUUUACCAUCACUGAUGCCAACGGUACUCUGGCAGAGGGCGAUUUGAUGCCAGCACAAGGGUUUGUGGUACUGGAGGACGGAGUCAGAUUCAAGAUGCUGGAGAUCUGGGCAGUACUGGACGCUGACCCUGAAAUGAAUGAAACCUUCACGGCGACACUGUCCAACCCAACCGGAGGUGCACGGCUGGGCGACCAACUCCAGAUUCUCGUUACCGUCCUGGAAAACUCGGCUCCUUCUGGCUUGUUCCGCAUCGUACCGUCUAAUAAUAGAACUAACACAGAAGUGGUCGCUGAUGAAGGCAGAACAGUCUUCCUCACCGUGUCUCGCAGUAACGGUCUGGAGUCAGCUGUCAGUGUGGAGUGGGAGACAGAGGCUGACACAGCUAUUGCGUCUGAGGGUCCCCUCCCCGUGAUGGGUGUGUACCAGAGCUUUGAGGACAACCCCACCUCUGCUUGGUGCUCCCUUCCCAGAGGACCUUCUUUCCUGGCUAUGAGGCUGGAUAGGAGGCCCAAUGUUGGAUUCUCCCACACAUUGGCCAGUCUGUAUCGGUGGCAGGGUGUUUUUGUGCCAGUAGAGACUGUUAUGAUUCAGGACCCCAGCUCUUGUGUUGGGUUUGCAGUGAAUGGCACUACCUACAUAGGCAUCACACAUAGUGGCCCUCCUUUCUCCCCUGCUGCCAACCUCAGCAUCUUCAAAUUGCAGACGGACCUAAAUGUCACCUUGGAGCAAACUUUAAGUGUUGAAGCUCUGGAUGUCAAACACUUCUCCACUGAAGGCAGCGAUUAUCUGAUAGCAUCAAGCCAGAUUUUUGUCUGGAAUGGACACUCCUUCACCCUCCUCCAGACUCUUGACUUUGAAGAGGACAUCCUCAGCGUAACUCCAUUCACACAUGCAGCUGUGCCCUACCUGUUGGUGUGCAUGGACAGACAGGCCGACAGCUGUGUCCUGCUUCAAUGGACCAAUGAACUAUUUGAAAACCCAGAACCUCUGCAGCUCAACGGCAGAGCCAUUCAGGUGGAGACAAUCAACACAAGAGCAGAGGACACUCUCCUGUUGGUUGUAAUGGAAGGUCUCUCUCCAUCCUGUGAGGUGUUACAGUGGCGCUCAGGGCAACCUUCACCACAGUUUUAUCAGUCCAUUCCUCACCCAGGCCUCACCUCCGUUCACCCCUUCACUGCUCCUUCUGGGAUCACUUAUGUCAUGCUCGCUGGAAGAAAUGGCUCGUCACUCUACUCCUGGAGGUCUGAUGUCAACCUGCUCACCAUGAUCCUGAGGGCUCCUCCAGCCAUUAGCUUCCUCUCUCUCAUGGUCCCAUCCCUCAACACCAACAAGACCCUCUUGGCUUCUACUGUGGAAAAUAGCUCCACUGUUUAUGAAUUCACUUCUGUCUCCAAUCAGUCUGAUUUCAUACCCAGUUUUGGGGAGUUGUACUUUGCACCAGGCGACAGCGAGCUAGAGUUAGCAGUGAACGUCAUGGAUGAUGACAUCCCGGAGGUGGAGGAGUACUUCCACGUCGGCCUGAAGAAUCCAAAGGGUGGGGCUGAGAUUGGAUUUGGUGGUCAGGUGACUGUCAUUGUCCCAACCAAUGAUGAUGCCCAUGGAGUCAUCGGCUUUGCUCAGGAUUCUCUGUCUGUGGAGGUAGAGGAGUUGGAGCAAAAUAAUCAAAUUUCUCUCAGCGUGGAGAGAAAAAGAGGGACUUUUGGCAGACUGACUGUUCACUGGACUGCCAAUGGCAGCCUGGCAGACAUUUUCCCAACUUCAGGAGUGGUAACCUUUUCAGAGGGACAGUCGAUGGCCAUCAUCUCACUGACUGUGAUAGCAGAUGGUGUCCCAGAGCUGAAAGAGAGUGUCACUAUCGCCCUCAUGGAUGUCACCACUGUGGGGCUGCAGGACCUACGUCAGGCUGCGGUCAUUGACAAGCAGCGGGCACAGGCUCUACUCACCAUCCUGCCAAAUGGUUCUCCCUACGGGGUGAUCGGAUGGCAUCUGGACUCCCAGUUUACACUAACACAAGAACCAGAGAGGAUUCCAGUCAAUGUCACGCUCUCUAUAGUGAGGGAGCAGGGUUCUUCAGGAGAGGUGGAAAUCCAUUACCAGACCAGGCCAGCACUGUACCAGCCCCCCUCCAACCAGGCUACUGCAGGCCAGGAUUACACCCCCAAAGAUAACACCAUCAUUAUGAUAAAUGGUGCUACUGUGGCCCUUGUCACUAUCACAAUCCUACCGGAUGACAUCCCAGAGUUGGCAGAGAGUUUCCUGGUAAAUAUCACCAGUGUGGAGCUCGUUAGUGGGUCAGUGGGAGCAGGGCAGCCCAGUAUAAAGAGGCCUGGCAUGGAAGUAGCAGAGGUCACCAUCGAGGAGAAUGAUGAUCCUCGAGGGAUUCUGCAGUUCAACGUUUCUGAGGUGCUGGCAUAUGAAAUACCACCACCAGACAACGUCCUCUAUCUGUCAGUGGUGCGACUCGCUGGUUCAACUGGAAGACAAGUCAUGUACUGGGAGGCUGAGCCGAUCACUGCUGAUCUUAAUGACUUCAGCCCCACAUCUGGUAACAUCACCUUUCAAGAUGGACAGAGAGAAGCCAUGAUUGCCAUCACCAUCUUGGAUGACGAACAGGUGGAGACUUCUGAGACCUUCAGAGUGAAUUUACUGCGUGUGAUUGGUGGUGCUCGACUGGGAGGAAUGACCUCUGUCACUAUCAUCAUUCCACCCAACGACUCACCUCUCGGACAAUUUGGAUUUCAGGAACUAGAGUUUACUGUCAGUGAGCCAGAGUUUGUAGAUGAUCCUGAUGCUGUAGCAACACUAACAGUGCUACGUAGUCCCGGAGGCAAGGGGGCAGUGACACUGGGGUGGCAGCUGGAAGAAAAGGCUAAAGAUGACCUUUCACCUUUAAAUGGAACUCUUGUCUUCACUGAGACCGAGUCUAUGAAGACGUUUGUGAUCAGAGCCCUCACUGACACGCUACUGGAAGGAGACGAGCAUUUCACUGUCCGGCUGUUUCCUGAUGAGAGCGGUGCUGUCAUCAACCCAGUGAAUGGUGUGGCCACAAUCACCAUCACAGCAGACAAGGCUGCCCUGGGGAUUAUUGGAAUAGCAGAGUCUUCCAGGAAUAUCCUCAUUGGAGAACCUCAUGGAGAUUACAAUGGCAGUGCCGUGGUCAGCCUUGUACGAGGACCAGGUGUGUUUGGAGAGGUCCAGGUGUACUGGAAUAUAACUCCAGCUGUGGUUUCUGAGUUUGAAGCGAUCUCUGGCACUGUGACUAUGAGGGACCGACAGUCUGCUGCCAGCAUUAUUCUGAAGGCCCUGGAUGAUGACCUCCCUGAAGAGCGCCGCGAGUACCAGCUUACACUCACCUCCGCCACCUCUGGUCUGGAAAUCAGUCCCAUAGCCAUGCAUGCCAAGAUUAUUAUGGCAGCCAGUGACAACCCCUACGGCCUGUUCUCCUUCACUCAACACCAGAUCAGCGUGACAGAGGAGGAGGGAAUGGUGAAUGUGACAGUUAAUCGUUCCUUGGGUAGUCUGGGCAGCGUGUGGGUGACCUACCAGACCACAGGCAACACAGCGGUCAGCGGAGUGGACUUCACUCCAGCCUCAGGACGACUACUCUUUACACCAGGCCAGACCUCACAACAAAUUAUACUGCAUAUGCUGGAUGACAGUCUUCCAGAGGCGCUGGAGAUGUUCUUCCUCAACAUCACUGAAGUGGAGCUUGUCAAUGUCAGUGGUGUGGACUACACAGUGAUGGAGUCGGGCCUCCAGCAGGACCAGCCUCCAGCUAUAGGCAACAUUUCUUCACUAGUCGUGGUCAUAAAACAGAACGACAAUGUUGAGGGUGUCCUGGAGUUCAUGGAGAAUUAUGUCAACGUUACAGUCGAGGAGGAUGUGGGCUUUGUGUUGAUCCCAGUGGUGAGGAGAGUGGGCUCAUAUGGACUGGUCUCAGCUCAGUUCAUUUCUCGAGGCCUGAGUGCGACCCCUGACCUUGACUACAUCCUGGACAACGGCUCAGUGACGUUUGACCAUGGCCUGAACACCAGCCAUAUCAAUGUCACUAUUAUAGACGACCUGGACAGUGAAUAUGCAGAGAUAUUUGAGGUCCAGCUGGUUGGAGCUACAGGGGGAGCAGUUCUAGGCUCUCAUCGUGUUGCCUGGGUGACCAUUGCCAAAAGUGACUCUCCAAGUGGGAUGGUUCGUUUCCUCAAUGAGAGCCUAAUCACUCUGGUCAACCCUAACUCCACUCUCAAACUCAGUCUUGUUUUGGAGAGAGCAGGAGGCCUGGUGGGCAAUGCAACGGUUGCUUGGAUCAUCCGUGGGCCUAACAGCAGAGAGGUCCUUCCUCCGGUCAAUACAGACAUUAAAGAACCAGUGAACGGGUCCUUCUUCUUCAGGGAUGGAGAGGAAGGCACGCGCUCGAUAGAGCUGCGGAUUCUCCCCCAUGGGGAGGUGGAGGUGGAGGAGAAGUUUGUUAUAGAGCUGAGCAUUCUGUCCGGAGAGUUGGAUGUUGAUCCUCAUGCUGGUUCUGUAACACUGAAGAUAGAGAAGUUUGGUGACCCAAAUGGCAUAGUCCAGUUUACGGAGGAUGCUCUACAAGAGCGUGUCUACAAUGAAUCUACAGAAGCGGAGGGCCCAUUCAACAUUUCCCUCUCGAUUACACGCAGAGAGGGUGUCAUGGGUAACAUCACGGUGCAUUGGCAGAUACAGAGUGACUCCGAUAUAGCAGGUGACUUCCUGACAUCAGCUGGCUCUGUGACGAUCCUGGAAGGCCAAAGGACGGCGGAAAUAAUCCUCAGUCUGAUGCCUGAUACGGUGCCAGAGCUGGAGGAGCUCUACACCGUCCAACUCACAGCUGUGGAGGGUGGUGCUACGUUUGAUGCCAACCCAAACCUCCUCAGAACACACAUCAGGGUGCGUGCCAACGAUGAGCCCCACGGUGUCUUUUCCCUUGACCCCGAGCAGCAGUCUAUAGUCGUAGUGGGAUCAGGGUCUGAGAUUACCAGAGCUCUGGUUAUGAAUGUGACGCGACUGGCCGGCUUGUUUGGCAACGCUAGUGUGGGCUAUAAGAUCAGUGGAAGGAUAGAUGAAGUGAUGGACAUCACGGAGAUACUGGAAGGACAAGAUGAAGGAAGGCUGUUCUUCAGAGAAGGCCAAACCUUCGGUACAAUCACUGUGCCCAUCAGUAGCCAGGUGUUUUUGUCGGUCGGUGAAAGCUUCACAGCAGAGCUGACUGACGUUAGACUAGUCAGUCCCAUCCACGGCACUCCUCCUCGCCUCCUUCAUGAGGCCAGCGCUGCUACGGUGACUGUGCCCGAAGAAGCCGCCAGCUCUGAGGUUGGCUUUGACUCCCUGGCUCUGCAGGUUUCAAGUAUAGAAACAGGGACUUGUGAAGCAAAAGUGACACGGACGGGCCUGUUUGGGGACAUCAGGGUCCAGUGGCAAGCUGGGUAUCCUUCAGGACAGGCUCCACCUGGGCUCACAGUGGGAGCUAUCAACCCAAACUCAGGCUCGGUGACCCUGGCCCAUGGAGAGAGGACUAAAGCCAUAUCGCUGACAGCUGUCGCUGAUGCAUCUGAGCCAGCUUACUAUGCGAUACAUCUCACUGCUGCCACUUCUAACACUUCUGCUACUGUCAAGCUCAGGUCAGGAUUUACUGUGGCAGAAGUGGAGCCAUUGGGAAUCUACCAGUUUGCCCCUGAUUCCCGCCAGCUAGUCAUUGCAGAGGACAUCCAGACUAUAACACUUUAUGUUCAGAGACUCUACGGUUCACGUAGCAACAGCACCCGCCUGUCCUAUACAACAGUAUCAGGCAGCGCGACCGCUGGAGAGGACUUUAUUGCAGUGCCAGAUGGCCGUUUGGUCUUUGACUCACCUCGCCAAACCAACACUUCCUUCCGCCUUUCAAUACUUGACGAUUCUGUGUCAGAGGCCGAUGAGUACUUUCACAUCAACCUCACAGAUGUUCAAGUCCUUACUCCAGACUUAGCUUGGGCGGAUACCUCUCCUCGCCUCAACCCUCAGCACAGUUUGGCCACUGUCACCAUCCUCGCUAGUGAUGUGACCGGAGGACUGCUGAGUAUUGGACCUGAUGUGGUAACACCUGAGGACAGGGAUGAGGAGACCCAGGAGGAGCGGAGGGUGGUUCUGAGGGUGCGCAGGUCAGACAGUGCAGCUGCGGAUGUGAGGGUUCGGGUCCAAGCAUAUGGAGAUGGAAGUACAACACCUCUUCCCUUUGAACUGGAGCCUGUUGGGACCCUCGCAAAGGAGGAGCAGGACUUCCGCCUGGAGUCCACUAUAGUGUCCCUGCAGGCUGGUCAGAAUGAAACGGAGGUUAUCCUGCUCAUCUUGGACGACUCAGAGCCUGAGGGACAGGAAGUGUUCUUCAUUUACCUCAGUGAUCCAGAGGGGGGAGCGCAAAUCACAGACAGUCCAUACCAAGGGUUUGGAGCUUUUGCCAAGAUCACUAUCCUGGGGAGUGACUUCCAUAACGGUAUUGUAGGGUUUAGUCUUAAUUCCCUGAUGGGCCAAGUUCUGGAUGAGGAUUCAGAGAACAGAACCGCUCUCCUCUAUCUGCAGAGACAGGAAAACAGAGCUUUUGAGGAUUUGCAGGUCCUCUGGAGAGUUACCUUCAGCAAAGCAACUCACACUCUUGUCAGCAACGGAGUCGAUCUAACCAGACAGCUGGUGCAGACCUCAGGAACCACACUGUGUAGGAGAGGAGAGAUAAUCUGUGCUCUCACUUUGGAGGUCCUGCAUGAUGAGGAACCGGAGAACCAGGCAUGGUUCUUGGUGGAGAUUUAUCAAGUCGGUGUCGGUGCUACCAUUAAUGAGACCACCCGGUUUGCCAACAUCACCUUGGCAGAGAGUGACGAUCCUCAAGGCCUCGUGUACUUUGCCGUGGGCUACAGACUUCCCAUCGCCACCCGGACGACCACAAGGCUCAGUCUCCAAGUCUACAGACGAGCAAGCACAGCUACAGUCAUGUCUGUACGAUACCGCACAGUCGAACUUUCCAGAGAUGAGAUGCUAGGUCCCACUAUAAUCCGUCCCGCUAAAGAAGGGAUGGAUUUUCCUAAACAGGAGGGUAUUCUUACCUUCGACGUGGGCCACAGUAACACCUCACUGGACAUUGACCUCACGCCUGACCUCGCCUCGUCCGUGCCCACACCUAAGCGAUUCCAGGUGGAGCUCUACAAUGCUACAGGAGGAGCCAGAGUGCACCCUGAGUUCGGGCUGGCUAAUGUGACUGUGGUGGCAGAUGAAGCAAGUGAAGCUCUGUGGGGCUUACUGGACCAACUACAUCAGCCGCUUGAUUCAACUAUACUGGACCAGGCGCUGCAAGGACUGAUCAAUCAAAUCAGUACACCUCUCACUCCUGAGCAGAUGGCCGGCGUGCUUGAAGCUCUGGACAAGGUGCUUGCAGAGGGAGAGAGGGCUCCUUUACAGGGAAGCAGCCGCAAUUUGACCUACGACCUGCUGUGCGCCCUGGCCAAUCCCAGCAGAGUCGACACCAGAGGCAUCAGCCACCUUGCAGGAGUGGCCGAGCGAUUCGCAUUCAGCCUCCUCACGAACAGUCAGUGUGAGAUAAGGGGUACCAUCCUGGAAACGUGUCCAUAUAUGACCAUCUCUGCCUUUCAAUGGUACCCCACGGAGAUCAAUGGGUACAGAUUCAGGGGCCAUAAUGGAGACUUCUUCCAGCUCCCAGAUACUCUGCUGCCAGUACCAGCGGUCUCGACUCCUAACUGUGGCAACCUCAGUCAGAUUCAGCUAACUGAGUUUAGAACUGAACACUGGUUUCUCACCAAUGAUACAACCACUGCUCUUAAUGGGAAGGUAUUCUCAGCCAGCCUCCAGGACAGAGGGUCACGACCCCUGGAAGAUGGCAAUGAGGUGGUGUAUCGUAUCCACAGCCCCGGUGAGCAAAUUAAACCGGGCCAGUCUCUGUGCCUUCUCUGGAACCAGACCACUGCAAGCUGGUCAUCAGAUGGUCGAUACUGCAGGGUUGUGAAAGAAAGUGGGAACUAUGUGGAAUGUGCCUGUUCCCACUUGUCUAUCUACACAGCUUACGCAGAGUUUGCCACCCUUGCGUCCUACAACGAGGCCUUCUACGCCUCGGGAUUUAUCUGCAUCUCAGGCUUUGCAUUGGCCAUUAUAUCCCAUGUGCUGUGUUCCCGUUCCCCCAUGUUUGCUGCCAAACUGCUCUCUUACAUGAUGGUGAGCUGCCUUGGAACCCAGAUCUGUUUCCUGGUGUCAGCUUUCCGUGGCCGAAUGUUUUCAGAGGACAGCUGUGCUGCUGUGGCGCUCUUCGCUCACUAUUUCCACCUCAGUCAGUUCUUUUGGAUGCUCAUACAGGCGGUGAACUUUUGGCAAAUCCUGGUGAUGAAUGACGAGCACACAGACCGUCGACACCUCCUCUACUUCCUGCUGGGCUGGGGGCUUCCUGCUAUGGUGAUCAUUGUCCUGGUCAUCGUCUUGCUUGGCGGCUUCGGAUGGACGAUACACAGUGUAUACGGACUGGUGCAAGGGGAUGUGUGCUUCAUCCCAAACAUCUAUGCAGCUCUGUGCACGGCAGUGCUGGUGCCUCUCAUCUGCCUCGUCGCAGUGCUCGUCGUAUUCAUCCACGCCUACCAGGUCACUCAGCAGUGGAAGGCCUAUGAUGACAUUUACCGUGGACGGACCAACAGCACAGAGGUGCCGCUGGUCCUCUACCUGUUCCUGCUCAUCUCCCUGGUCUGGUUGUGGGCAGGUCUACAUAUGGGCUACAGGAACCUGUGGAUGCUCAUCCUCUACGUCAUCUUUAACUGCUUGUUGGGCCUGUACGUGUUUGCAGUUUACUUCAUCAUGCACAACCAGGUGUGCUGGCCGACUAAAGCCAGUUACACAGUGGAGAUGAGCGACAGUCCUGACUCUACCUACCAGGGAGGAGGACCUACCACUAUAGGGGGCGACAUCAGCAAAUCAACUCAGAAUCUCAUCAGCGCCAUGGAGGAGGUGUCAGCAGACUGGGAGCGUGCGUCGCUGAGGCCGAGCAGUCAGCCCAGCAGCGUGUUUAAACCCAGUCCUGUGAUGGGGACGUACACCACCGAAGGAGGCUUCAUCAACACCAACCUUGUCACCGCAGACGAGGAGUCGCAGGAGUUUGACGACCUUAUAUUUGCCUUAAAAACUGGGACCGGCCUUAACGUCAGCGAUAACGAAUCCAUCCCCGGAAGCCACGACGGAGGGAGCGUAGCCAACUCGCAAAUCGUUGAGCUGAGACGAAUCCCCAUCGCCGACACACACCUCUAACCUGUUCACCUCACACAGACCCCCACGUCCUCCUCUAUCGUCAUAUCAGAAAGAAAUUACAGCACAGUAUUUUUAUAUUAUGAAAUGCUUUUGCACUAAAACAGUUUUUUGAAUAGUUUUCAUAUAGAUGUUUGAUACUGUAUGUGAUUUUUUACUGUACAUCUGUUUAUAUAUAUAUAUUUACAUAUAUAUAUAUAUAAACAUAUACAUAAAUGUUUUACUAAAUUAAUUUUUUAAACGUCCUUGAUGGAGUUGUUUUCUGAAUGUAUAUUUUGAUUUUUUUUUUCUGUAGAGAUUUAGCAAGUGAGCUAGUCAGAUGUGCCCUCGGCAGACUGCUGAGGAGGGAGAUUGUGUAACAUUGUUAAUAAAUGAUUCACCGUAUAUUUUACAUUUGGCUGUGCUGAUUCUAUCUCUCCUGCUCAUGACUCGUCACACGGGCAUUUUACUACUGGAGGGUCCCCCCUGAUGGUUAUGUAAGUGAGUCACCGUGCGGUCAGCGGCGACACCCAGACAGAGGAUAGUUUGUGUGAGUUAUCACUGCCUCACAGGACGUUCGGAAACUGGUUCUACAGCCAGAGGACUGUAAUGAAUGAAAAUGAUAACAAUGUAAGCAAUGCAACUAGCUUCUGUGUCAUGGUUGAGUCAUCUUUGAGGAUCGUCUUUGGUCUGUGCCGCGAAGAAUCAGGAAAGUAAAAGCAAAAAAAUUCCCCUUUGACCUUGACAUCAGCUUUGAACCGCGUGGAAUCCGGUGUCUACUUGCCCCGUGCACCGACCUUUAACCUCUGUCCUACAUCAGCUCCACAUCUAAGCGCACUAACUGGUUGCGUGAGAGGCUGCUACUUUUACCGCAGGGGGAAGAAGUUUACAAGAGGGUCGAAAAAAGGUCUAGACAGGCCAACGGGAAACAGGAAUCAUCCAUCCAUCCGUCACCGCCAAUGCUUGAUCGUUAAAGCAGCUACUCUCCCAGGUUCAUUCUGGAUGGUUGAGGUCACGAUAAUGAGAGCGCUGCAGCAGCAGGAUACGAGUGUGCUACUUGAAGAUAUUUUGACACUAAGGAACCGGCUAGAAAAUGUUGUUUCUUUAUAUACCUCCCUCCCGCUGGUUAAUGGCUUCAUUCUCCUUCCUGCAGGCGAAUGGGGGUGAGACUGAGGGAAGAAUAAGAGGAAAGUUUUCUCCUUUAACAGAUGAAGUAGUUUAUUUUUAUUUCGGAGUUGAAUCGGUGCCAGAGUUCCUCACUCUGAAAUCUAUAAAACUUAUCGAUCCUCUCUCUAGUGGGAGAGGUGGCAUGGCUGGAGGUGCAGAACUCUCCUUUCCCCCCUGUUUUUGUUUUUCUGUCCAACUCUUCCACCACUGAGGGCAAAGAAACGAGAAACUGUGGGGAUUUGGAGGGUGGAGAAGUUGCUGAAACAUCUUCAUGUAUCCUGAAACAAAUUAUAUCACAUCCCCAAAACACAACAGUGAUGAUUAGUGUGGGUGUCUUGUCUCUGUUUUCUGCAACAUGAUUACAUCCAUUUCGAGAUCCAUCCUCGAACCAUCAGUCUUUCCUCGGGGAUCUGAAGAGAGCAUCGCUGUAAUGAGCAAAGGAGAGCAAAGAAGUCAUUACUCCAUUUAACAAGAUUUUAGCUUUUCUAAGGGGCCUGUUUCAUUGUUUACUCCUUCUUAGAACAGCAGUUAAGACACA
Larimichthys crocea (large yellow croaker) is the source of this 20673-nucleotide messenger RNA. It is a transcript of the gene adgrv1, whose product is annotated as adhesion G protein-coupled receptor V1. Gene Ontology annotation, biological process: sensory perception of sound; cell communication; negative regulation of adenylate cyclase activity. Lineage: Eukaryota; Metazoa; Chordata; Actinopteri; Sciaenidae. The transcript has 95 exons. The record is from RefSeq and is a predicted model, not a curated record. Gene Ontology annotation, cellular component: stereocilium; membrane; cytoplasm. The coding region runs from base 378 to 18992 and encodes 6204 amino acids. Gene Ontology annotation, molecular function: G-protein alpha-subunit binding; G protein-coupled receptor activity; adenylate cyclase inhibitor activity.